UCCCUCCAACAGGGGACCGAGCAGAGAAAAUCUGGAGGAAAGAAAGAAGAAAUCCAGAGAUGCGGCACCAGCCUGCUUCUCCCCACUUCCGUCCGUGGGUCCAUUUCAGCUCUGAUCGCCGUCAAAACCAACACUUAAAUGCUUAGCAACGGCCACAAACGAGUCUACGUGUUACAAUGAGAAGCAUCGGUCCGUGGGAGGAAUGAAAAAACAAGCCCAGACACAGAAGAGAGAAGAAGACUCGGUCUCGAUGAGACACUUUGACGAACAAGAGGAUUAAAACCGAUCAACACACUCACCACACGUCCCUCUGCUAAACAUUCACCUGGAAGCUUCAUGUCUGUCCGAGUUUCAGCCAUGAGUGUUCUUCCUCCUGUUCGAAGGGACCGCAUCAUCGCUCAGCUCCCUCAGUAUUUUAGGAAAGAUGCAGCUCUCCACAUUAAGGAGGAUUUCAACAACAAAGUGAAGACUGCGUGUCAGGAGCAGCGUACCGGCACUGUGGGCAGAUUUAAAAUCUCUAAAGUCAUUGUCGUGGGCGACCUGGCUGUGGGGAAAACCUGUCUGAUUAAUAGGUUUUGCAAAGAUGCUUUUGAUAAAAACUACAAGGCAACGAUCGGCGUUGACUUUGAGAUGGAGCGCUUCGAGGUGCUGGGCGUUCCUUUCAGCCUACAGCUCUGGGACACUGCAGGCCAGGAGAGAUUCAAGUGCAUUGCUUCAACGUACUACAGAGGAGCCCAGGUUGUGAUUAUCGCAUUCGAUGUAAAUGACGUUGCAUCUUUGGGCCAUGUGAGACAGUGGCUCGAGGACUCCCUGAAAGAGAACGACCCCACCGCCGUUCAGCUGUUCCUCGUGGGCACAAAGAAAGACCUGAGCUCUCCUGCUCAGUAUUCUCAGAUCGAACAAGAUGCUCUCAAACUAGCACAGGAGAUCCGAGCCGAGUAUUGGGCUGUGUCGUCACUCACAGGGGAAAACGUCAAAGAGUUUUUCUUUCGAGUUGCAUCGUUGGCAUUUGAGACAAACGUUCUUGCGGAGUUGGAGAAAAGUGGAUCGAGGCAAAUUGGGGGCAUCGUCAGAAUUAACAGCACGUCAAACAAUGUGCACGCUUCAUCGAAGAAGAAGCAGCCAAACUGCUGCCAGUAAGGAUGGAAGCAGGGCUUCAAAGUCAAAAGUAAAGACUGAAUUGAAGAAAAAGACUGAAGGGAGGUCUGUGGUCGAACUUCCAGACAUGUGUGCGUUUAGUUUUUCCUGGCUUAGAAGGAGUUUUCCUCUGUGGGAUGUGGAUUCUUGUGGCAUUGCUCAGUUUAACUUUUCUGGAGUUACAGAGUGACACAUCGAUUCCACAAAAAUGAAAGAAGAUAGAGAGAUGCCAAAAAAUGAAUGUGGAUGUGUUUUAAUGAGUUGUACAGUAUGUGUGGGAGCUUAAACAGUCUUGCUGCUGUAGUUUUGCUGUAGUGUGAAGAAAAAUCUUCACGCUAAUACUGUUUUAAAUGUUUUUACUUGGUACUUAAUCUGCUUUUCAUAAUAUUGUAGCUUAGAUAUUCUCAACUUUUCUGUAAAAAGUGGGAUUGCAAAUCACAA
This is a messenger RNA of Etheostoma cragini (Arkansas darter), 1578 nucleotides long. RefSeq names its product RAB34, member RAS oncogene family a (gene rab34a). Gene Ontology annotation, molecular function: GTPase activity; GTP binding. Bases 337 to 1140 code for a protein of 267 amino acids. The record is from RefSeq and is a predicted model, not a curated record. Lineage: Eukaryota; Metazoa; Chordata; Actinopteri; Perciformes; Percidae. The transcript has 13 exons. Gene Ontology annotation, biological process: phagosome-lysosome fusion; endocytosis.